AUGUUUCCACCAAGAGGAAUUGCUGCAAUACUGGCCAAGGCGCCCAGUGACAUUGUCAUUCUGUCUUCAUUACGCACUCCUAUAUGUCGUUCAAAUCGCGGAUCACUGAAGAAUGCUUUCCCCGAAGAGCUCCUAGCGUCUGUGCUACGAGCCACAGUCGAGGAGCUACCUAAUCUCCAACCUUCUGUCAUAGAAGACGUCGCAGUCGGUGUAGUACUGUCUGAGCUUGGAGGAUCCAAGGCGGCGCGCAUGGCCAUGAACCAUGUUGGCUACCCAUCGACGACUUCUCUCUAUACUGUCAACCGCGCAUGUUCCUCCUCCCUCGAAGCAAUCUCAUCUAUCGCCUCUCACAUCCGAACUGGAACCAUCUCGGUAGGAAUUGGGGCGGGCAUGGAAAGCAUGACGCGUAAUUACGGCAGUCGAGCUAUUCCUAUUGAUCUCUGGCCAGCUCUCAAGGAAUCGCCCGUAAAGGACGCGCUUGAUUGCAUUCUCCCCAUGGGUAUCACCUCUGAGAACGUGGCAGAACGUUAUGGGAUCUCGCGGCACGACCAGGAUCUUUUUGCAGUCAACAGCCAUUUGAAGGCAGCAAAAGCGAGGUCAUCAGGUCUCUUCUCGGCUGAGAUUGUCCCUGUUGUGCAGAGCAGUCCUAUUGGAUCAGGAGAUGUGGUUGUGGACACAGACGAUGGAAUCCGCCCGCAGGCUAGCUUGGAAGAUUUGGCAAAGUUGAAGCCAGCUUUCAAAGCCGACGGCACCUCAACCGCUGGAAACUCAUCUCAAGUCUCAGAUGGUGCCGCUGCAACACUUCUCAUGAGGCGCAGUGCCGCAGAAGAGAGUGGUUUAAGCAGCAACAUCAUGGGAAAAUUUGUUUCUGCGGUCACGGUUGGUUGUUCGCCAGAUGAGAUGGGCGUCGGACCAGCAAUUGCGAUCCCAAGGCUGCUCGGUAGCGUUGGUUUGACACAGAAGGAUAUUCACAGAUGGGAAAUCAAUGAAGCCUUCGCGAGUCAAGCAAUCUAUUGUCUCAGAAAACUAGAACUCGAGAAGGCAUACCUGGAUAACAGGGUUAAUCCGAACGGAGGUGCUAUUGCUCUAGGGCACCCCCUUGGUGCAACGGGUGCAAGGUUGACCAGCACUUUGAUGCAUGGCCUGGGGCGACCUGAUGGCGGUGAGUUGGGCAUAGUCAGUAUGUGCGUUGGAACCGGCAUGGGCAUGGCUGGGUUGUUUGUACGAGAAUAG
Molecule: messenger RNA, 1233 nt
Organism: Fusarium keratoplasticum
Lineage: Eukaryota; Fungi; Ascomycota; Sordariomycetes; Hypocreales; Nectriaceae
Product: putative acetyl-CoA C-acyltransferase precursor
Exons: 1
Coding region: 1-1233 (410 amino acids)
Biological process (GO): fatty acid beta-oxidation; phenylacetate catabolic process
Cellular component (GO): peroxisome
Molecular function (GO): acetyl-CoA C-acyltransferase activity
Source: RefSeq, a predicted model, not a curated record